AUGGCCAGAGAGGAGAGACACGAGGAGGAUGGAGGGAGGACCGUUUCAGACCCCCCUCCCCUCCACCCAUCGUCCAUUACUCAGACCACGAGUGUAGCCAGCUGGGGGACAAGAUCAAAGGUGGGGCUCAAUUUCCCAGGGCCUACACACAUGCAGUACACACAAACCAAAUAGAGAUAUAGAAACGUUUGCACACACACAGCACACAGACACAUGCAUGUUCUCACAUACACACACAGUACAGAGAGACACGCAGAGAAUGAAAACACACACAAGGACACACACAGAAUACAAAACUCAUACUUGAUCAAGCUGAUCAACCAGUACACAAUGUACAGUGUUCCACUGUGGUCCUCCUCUGGGUUUAGUUUGGUUUGGUUGACAAAUCCUCCUGACACACUGCAAAGCUUGAUGUUGUCUAUCCGUCUGAGUAUGAAUCUGUCUCUGGGUUUAAAGAAGCUGUAGACUCAAAAGCCCCGUCUGCCCAGUCUACUGCGAGAUUGUCAUUUUUUCUACUUCCCCAGAGUCAGAUGAACUCAUGGAUACCAUUUGUAUGUCUCCGCGUGUAGUAUGAAGGAAGUUUGAGGUAGUUUCGAGAGACAAUACUAAGUAGAAAAACGUCUUAAUUGCAUAGAAUCUCGCAGUAUCCCUUUAAACUGUUUCAUUAUGUGCAUUCGUGUGUUCGUGCUUGUGUAUUUAUAUACAGUACUUAAAGAUGGAGAGUGUAAAGCACUUCCCCCACUACUGUAAUCUGCUGAAGUACAUAAAUAUCCCCUUCCACCAAUUGUACCACUUAAAGACUUCUGAAUGUGAGGAUUCCUGUGGAAAGAAGCUCAACAUCAUGUUUUUUGAAUUAGUGAUGAGGUUAGCAGACAGUUAGCCUCACUGCUAUCUUAGCCCAAACACCUUGAGACGUUCUCCAUUAACUGCUACACAGAGCAGUGUUGUUUUAACUGACUAACUCAUGAAUGUGGCUUCUCUACUUUCAGUUUAGCUGAGAAGCUGCUAGAUGUGAAAAUGAGGUGGACUGCCAGGCAGCAUGUUUUAGUAUCCACACAUCUCUUCAACACAUCCCUGUGCUUUUACUGUAUGUGGGUGUUGUGAGUCUUAGGGACCUCAUCUUAGGGGUAAAAGUACAAAUAAACGAUCACUGGAACUAAGCAGCCUGAACCAUGAAAAACUGCCCCAGACCAUUAUUCCUCCUUCACCAAACUUUACAGUUGGCACUACGCAUUGGGGCAGGUACUGUUUUCCUGGCAUUCGCAAAAACCCAGAUUAGUCCAUUGGACUGCCAGAUGGUGAAGCGUGAUUCAUCACUCCAGAGAACGCGUUUCCUCUGCUCCAGAGUCCAAUGGUGGCGAGCUUUACACCACUCCAGCCGACGCUUGGCAUUGUGCAUGGUGAUCUUAGGCUUGUGUGCGGCUGCUCGGCCAUGGAAACCCAUUUCAUGAAGCUCCCGACGAACAGUUAUUGUGCUGACGUUGCUUCCAGAGGCAGUUUGGAACUCGGUAGUGAGUCUUGCAACCGAGGACAGACUAUGUUUACGCGCUUCAGCAGUCACGUUCUGUGAGCUUGUGUGGCCUACCACUUCGCGGCUGAGCCGUUGUUGCUCCUAAACAUUUCCACUUGACAAUAACAGCACUUACAAUUGACCGGGGCAGUUCUAGCAGAGGAGCAAUUUGACGAACUGACUUGUUGGAAAGGUGUCAUCCUAUGACGGUGCCACGUUGAGAAACUGAGCUCUUCAUUAAGGCCAUUCUACUGCCAAUAUUUGUUAAUGGAGAUUGCAUGGCUGUGUGCUCGUUUUUAUACACCUGUCAGCAACGGGUGUGGCUGAAUUUCAAAGUAUGCGGCGUCCGUCUCGCAACAGAGCCUUCAACCGCAAGGGGGCGUUGCGUUGUCACUCCGUUGUGGACGUCUCCAUUGAAAUCCAUAACAUCCGGCGCAACGUAAAACAGAGUGCUUAUGGGUAAUGUGAACGAGGACAUCACCAGUGUCAUUAACAAUGAAAAUCAAUAACACUCGUCUCUUCACAUCACCUUAUCAGUCUACAACCCAAAACAUGAAUAAUGCAAAACAACCGAUGUUGUUCAUACAAAGGCAUUUGAAACAUGAUAGUCACAUCGCUACCAUCCACUGCCCUCUAGUUAACAUUCAGAGCAGUACUGUAGAAGAGCCGGAGCCUGUGGUACCGUUUAGAAUACAUUUUAGGGAUUUUAUUAAAGAUAUCAAUAUUCUCUCCACUCCUCCCUCUCCUUCGUUCCUCUCCUCUCCUGCUAUCAGCUUUGGGCUGAAUGAAUGAACUUGUUUCUCUAAUGAGCUGUGACAAAUCAAGGUCUCCACUGAAAUGGGUUGUUCGCCAAAAGGUGUGACUUCCUGCUUCUCUGCCAUCUCUGUGGCGCCUCUCUUCUCAGUUCUCUGUCAGGCCAUGAUAAAUAGGACAGAAUAACUUUCAAACCAGAGAUCCUAUUGAAUUAAUUGUUAUUUAAUUAAUAAAUGUAUGUUCUAAUUCCUAACUAUGUUUCAAACCACAAAUGGAUUCAUAUCCCUAAACCCCUAACCCUUACCCUAACAUGACAUUUAUUUUAGCCACUAAUCAUAACCUUACCCCUAACAAACCACUGACCUUAACCUUGAGUCUUACCCUAACCCUCUCCUCAGAUGAGGCAGAGUUUGCGGAGGCGGUGCACGUGCUGCUGACCUGGGUGGAACGCGGUGAGGUGAACCGUCGUAACGCCAACAACUUCUACUCCAUGAUCCAGUCGUCCAACAGCCACAUCCGCCAGCUGAUGAGUCAGAAGGCCGCCCACGAGAAGGAGUUGGAGGCGGCCAAGGACAAGUUCAAGACCGCCCUGUCUGGCAUCCUGGCACAAUGUGAGUAAACACCAGGCUGACACACACAAACACACAGAGAACCAUGUCUCACACAACAGGGCCAGGGUCAAAAUCUAACCACUCGUUCCGUUCCCUUUGAGGCAACAUCACAUUGUCCCUCUAAACGUUCCCUACCCUCAAGUGCUAAAGGCCAGUGAUGGCAGCAAUAACACUGAACAGGUUAUUUAGGGAGCUGUUAACUACCUCUCUUAGCCUGUCAUCAUUAGGCCCAGAGUGGCCACUUCUCUAUCUCUUCUAGAUUCGUCUCUCUAUAUACGGUCUUUGUACGGUAUCGUCUGGCUCUCUCGCUCUCGCCUCUCUCUCUGCGCUCUCUCCUUUCUCUCGAUCUCUCUCUCUCUCUCCUCUCUCUCUCCUCUCUCUCUCUCUCUCUCUCUCUCGUCUCUCUACUCUCCCUCUCUCUCUCUCCUCUCUCUCUCUCUCGCUCUCGCUUUUCCUUCCCGUCUAUGUCUCUCCUAGUGAUUGACACCUCUAACACCUCUGUCUGAGGAGAGCAACUGUCAGCAGAUUAACUAAUGAGGCUUUUAGGUACUGGUGCUGAACUCACUGUAGACUCGUGUAAAGCUGACCCUGGAUCAGUCAGAACUAUUAGACUACCUGGGUCAGGUAGGGACAUUCAGAUAGUACCAGUACCUGGGUCUGCCAGAGACGUUCAGAUAGUACCUGGGUCUGCCAGAGACAUUCAAAUAGUACCAGUACCUGGGUCAGCCAGAGAUAUUCAGAUAGUACCUGGGUCUGCCAGAGAUAUUCAGAUAGUACCAGUACCUGGGUCAGCCAGAGAUAUUCUGAUAGUAUCAUCCACAAAGUCCCAGUGCAUAUUAAUAUUAAUUAAUAUUAAUAUGCCAUUUAGCAGACGCUUUUAUCCAAAGCGACUUACAGUCAUGCGUGCAUACAUUUUUUUGUGUAUGGGUGGUCCCGGGGAUCGAACCCAUUACCUUGGCGUUACAAGCGCCGUGCUCUACCAGCUGAGCUACAGAGGACCACAUAUCCCAUCAAUAUUCCCAUUUUGAGUGCCAACUAGGGAACUCCUGUGUCAUGUCGCCUCUCUAUUUAUCUUGAGGCCGGGACUACCUUGGGGCAUGUUGGUAGUCUACAGACGUAACUCUUGUCUGUCAGCUGUUCAGCUUUACCUCCUGUACAUCAGGAGACAACAUCCCAAAGGGAAAAAACAUAGUUUUAUAAACCUGCUUCAACUUGCGCUGUGGCAGCCUCUCUGUAUCUCACAGCUGUGACAGACACUAAUAACAAAGAUAUAAUACAACUGUGUCACUCACAUCCACCUGGGGGGAAUAGAGAGAUACAUGUCUGAGGUUGCAGGAAACCUGUGAUGGGUGGAGCUACCUUGCAAAAGGGCUAUUUAAAGUCACUCGAGUGAUCAUUGAAUGGCGAUGAUCUGUCAUUGGGCCUUUGUGAAAUAUUGAUAGCACAUACAGUAACUUUUUGUACUAAGUACUCUUUCUAUUUCAUGAAACCUCAGCUUCAGUGACUCAUGCUUCAGUGACACUUGAAUAUGAUUGACACCAACACAAUCGCCACACAGACAGAACACUCGCCACAGACAUAACAAUCGCCACAGAUAAUAACGCACACAACAAAGAAACACCUUUGAUUUAACAACCCUUUAGCCAUUUCUCACAAAAAGCAUGCUAUUGUAUACCUCUUGUGUGUUGAACUAGUAUUUAGGAUCAAUGUUUUUUGAUGAUACAGAAGGUAAGUUUGUUUUUGGCCCCACAAAUACAGUAUCUAGGGCUGCAUGUAGAAAUAGUCCAGUGUGAUAGGUUCCCCAAUGGUUGUGUUACAUAGUUAAAGAGCCAGUUAAAGAGCUAUCUCUAGGGGGCGCUAUAAAGGUUAGCGCCCCACAAACUCCUGUAGUUAACUUUAGCCUGUAUUGGUCUGUGGACAGCUGAUCUGAAGGAACCCACUCAGCCAUAGAAUCAAAGUAAGUAACACCUCUCUACAUGAAAACAACUGGAACUGAAGGGAAGAAAUGAAAUGAGUCAUAUUGAUGAUUGUAAAGGCCAAAAGGGGAAAUGUAGAGCUGAUCUGAUUCACAACUGCCAAUGCUAAGAGCAUGUAUGAGUUCAGAUAACUUUGGUAAUACUCCACCCACAGUAGUGUGCAUACUGAGUAGUGUGUUAGUAUGGAUAGUAUGGGGCGGCAGGUAGCUUAGUGGUUAAGAGCGUUGUGCCAGUAACCGAAAGGUUGCUGGUUCUAAUCCCCGAGCCGACUAGGUGAAAAAUCUGUCGAUGUGCCCUUGAGCAAGGCACUUAACCCUAAUUGCUCAUGUAAGUCGCUCUGGAUAAGAGCGUCUGCUAAAUGAUUAAAAUGUAAAAUGUAAAAAUGAUAUUGGGAUGCACAACAUAAUUGGUUCCUGUUUAUACAGUAAUACAAAUAUUAGAAAGAACAAAGUGGGUCUUUCUCUCUCUCUCUCCCUCUCUCUCUCUCGCUCUUUCUUUCUCUUUUUCUCUCUCUCUCCCUCCAUGUUUCUCGUUGUCUUUUAAAGGCCACCAUCCUCCAUCACAAUAAUCAACACAAACACUUAGUGUUAUUCAUGAGUUUGUAUUUCUCUGCGGUUCCACACAUACAAAUGUAAACACAGAGUUUGGUGUCCUGGGAGGCAGGCAGGUGUUCACACUGUCGUUCUGUCAACAAAAGGUGUCCCGGGAGGCAGGUUCACACUGUCGUUCUGUCAACAAAAGGUGUCCUGGGAGGCAGGUUCACACUGUCGUUCUGUCAACAAAAGCCACAUCCAUAUUUACCAGGCUUUAGGCUUUUUCACAGCUGCACAUUAUAUUAUGAGUUGUUGAAUAGUUAUAUAUCGCUAUGUUAUGUGUGAGUACUCUGUCUGGACAAUCUGUGAUUAUGUGAUGCUGCAUUAUAUCAACAGGUAGGUAAAUAAGUAAUUCUGACACGCUCACACACACACUAAUUAUGAUAACGAAAAGUCUGUUAUAAGACAAUUAGCACAUUCUCUUAUCUACAUUUACAUUUACGUCAUUUAGCAGACGCUCUUAUCCAGAGUGACUUACAAAUAGGUGAAUUCACCUUAUAGCCAGUGGGAUCACCACUUUACAAUGUUUUUUUUUGUUUGUUUUUGGGUUGGGGUUGGGGUAAGGGGGGGGUAGAAGGAUUACUUUAUCCUAUCCCAGGUAUUCCUUAAAGAGGUGGGGUUUCAAAUGUCUCCGGAAGGUGGUGAGUGACUCCGCUGUCCUGGCGUCGUGAGGGAGCUUGUUCCACCAUUGGGGUGCCAGAGCAGCGAACAGUUUUGAUCCUUUCUCCCUGCUCUGGGUUCACACACUGAGGUGUUUUGGUAACUAAUCUGGGGGUGGUUAAGACAAGGCUUUGCUGUCAAUCGCAGGUGUGGUUAGGAUGGAGUGAUGACCAGACAAGUGUCUUCCAGCAGCUCUCCUCUAAUCCUCCAGCCUUGAGCGCUGAAUCAAAGUUGGACACCCUCUCGCUCUUUCUUAAUAUCUCUCUUCUCUUCCUCAGGGAUAAGACCACCCACCAUCUCUCAUCCCAAAGUCACUCAGCAAGGAGACUCUAGAUUCCCUCUUUCAAGUCUGAUCGGAUUUCUCACUUUCUGAAGGGUCUUUAUUAAUGAGUGGUCAUUAGCGAUACCUCCUAUCUAAUGGUAUACAGAGAUAUUAAGAUCAGCGCUCCUAUCUAACCAACAGUGAGGACAGUAAUGAAGAAAGCCAAGUUGGUCCCAAAUGGCACCCUGCUCCCUAUAUAGUGCACUACUUUAGACCAGAGCCCUAUGGACACAAUAUAGGGAAUAGGGUCUCAUUUCACAAGCAGCCCCAGUCUCAGAUAGAAACAUGCUUUUCCUUCAUUAGGUCUCAACUCUACACUCUUUACACAGAGGCAGCCUUUGAUUAUGCCAUUCCAAGCAUCUGAGUGUCGAUGAAGGUGAGAAGUGUUGUGGUCAUUAAAAACAGGAGAGGUUUUAGAGGAAAAGAGGGUUUCAGUUAGAGGUAGAUACUUUGAUCUCUUUAUAAGAUGGCCUCUAUGUCCCUCUUAGAGAAUUCCCUUGUUCUACUGUCAGUCUCUACUGAGAGUCUAUGUCCCUGUGGAGGAGAGGAGAGGAGGAGGAGGAGGUGUGUGUGUGCGCUUGCCCAUUGUCUGGGGGGUGUGAGGGGAGCAGGAGCCUGCAGGUAGCAGUCUGGUCCUCUUGUUGCUUUCAGCACCGUCUUCUGUUGUAGGACGGGCGCUCUGUGGUCACCUUGAGAGGGGUAGGGUCCUUCUCCACCUCACCCCACCUCCCCCACUCUAGACACUGACCCAGAACAGACUGUACUAUAGAGCAGAAUAGAACAUUAAAAACACAUCAACAUUAACAUACAGUAAAGUGCUUUCCUACCUGAUUCCACUUUCUCACUCCUCUGCUCCUUCCCACCCGCCCCCUCUCUCUCUGGACGGUAAACUGGCCCCUGCAUCCCCCGCCACAGUUGAGCAGAUUGUGUCUGUAUUCCACGCUGCUUCCAAACAAAAGGCAUGGGACCAUUUCUCCAAAGCUCAACGCAAGAACCUGGACGUGUGGCGCAAGCAAGCAGAGGUUGGUCCUUUACUUUUUCUACACUUAUUCACAUCUUCUAUUCAUUUGGUGAAGUGCAGUAUAGUCUACAUAUUAUUGUGUCCUUUAUGUGAGCAUUAUGUGAGCAUCCCCAUCUCUCCAGUAUUCCGGCUUCUAACUACUUUUUGUGGAAUUCAUGGUGUCGUCUUGGCAGGAUGA
Coregonus sp. 'balchen' is the source of this 7624-nucleotide messenger RNA. The record is from the annotation of a GenBank genome assembly. Lineage: Eukaryota; Metazoa; Chordata; Actinopteri; Salmoniformes; Salmonidae.